Molecule: messenger RNA, 6010 nt
Organism: Bolinopsis microptera
Lineage: Eukaryota; Metazoa; Ctenophora; Tentaculata; Lobata; Bolinopsidae
Product: transient receptor potential cation channel subfamily A member 1-like
Exons: 25
Coding region: 245-4063 (1272 amino acids)
Biological process (GO): transmembrane transport; monoatomic ion transport
Cellular component (GO): membrane
Molecular function (GO): protein binding; monoatomic ion channel activity
Source: RefSeq, a predicted model, not a curated record
AGAGAAUGGUGCGCCGUAUUAAAGUGGAAGAAUCGGGGGAACAGUUGGAUAACUCCGCUGAACUGGACGGACCUGACGAACCCCUGCCCUCCCUUCAAACUCUUCAACACGCUGAUCUACCGGACUUACAAUACUCAGAUACUACCCUAAGGCUAUCCGCUUUACCAGAGUGGUGGCCAGUGGCACAAAACCCAGACCGACCUUUCCUUGUAUCCAAAGAGUUAAAAGUCGGUUCAAAGAGCGUAUGAUACCAGUACCAGUGGUUAGUUCGAAUCAGUUCUCCCUAAAGAAGUUAGAAAAUGAGUUGGGAGGUCUUACACUUCAUCAGGCAGCGCGCGAAGGGAGGGUGGAUGCAGUUAAGUUGUACCUGAAGAGCGCAUACUACAACAAGCGGCACAGGGGUGCUAUACCACCCAUAGACAGGUUGGAUAGUGAUGAGGUAGGAGCCCUUCACUAUGCUGCUAGAUACAACCACCAGGCGGUCAUGCAGCUUCUCGUCGACUUCAACGCUAAUGUGAACAACCCUGCCCAGGACGAUCUAACACCCCUUCACUACGCUGCACGGUACACUCCUAAAGGUACCGCUGAGAUGGAGACUGGUUUGACUGAGGAGAUUGUCCCGCUUCCUCCCACCAAGAAGAUAGAUGUGAUAAAAUGCUCUAUUAACAAGAAGGUUCAGAAUGUUUUUAAGGGCAAGCCAAAAAAGACAACGUCGCUAAGUGACGGACUUUUAGCAGCCACCCUUACUUUUGAUGAAGAGGAAGAAGGCGAAGGUGAAGAAGAUGAAAUCGAUGAUGAAAAAGAUGUAGAAGAAGUAGAAGAAGACGAAGAACUAGCAACCGAGGACACGCAAGCAACUCGACUUCUCAGCGAGAUACUAGCAGAAGACUUUGGAUCCCCUCCUAUACAGUUUCUGCUGGAUCAGGGAGCUAAUGUUAACGCUAAGGAUAAGUACGGUCUUACCGCCCUGCAUUGUGCAGCAGACAGAGGCAACUACGCUGCUGUAGUUGAGUUGUUAAAGCAUCCUAGCAUCAUCAUCGAGUGUCAAGAUAAGCAAGGAGAGACCCCUCUCCAGCUAGCAGUCCGAGCUAAUUCUAUGCCGUGUGUAAGAAAACUUCUCAGUGUUGGAGCUAAAGCUAAUUGUGAGAAUUUCAACCAGCUGAGCGCGCUACACAGUGCCUGUACGGAGAGCAACUUGGAGAUCCUCAAGAUGUUGUGUGAGAGGUUGGAGGCCGAGGGAGUGAAGGACUUAGUGAACAAGACUAACGAUGAGUCGAUGACACCACUUCACUUUGCUGUAGAAGUCGGAGCUGAAGAUGUCGUUAACUUCCUUGUUGAUUACGGAGCUGAUGUAACGCUAAAAAGGAAGAACCUGGAUACACCUCUCCACCUGGCAGCUAACCACGGUUUUGUAGAGAUAGCCAGAAAACUGGCGAGUAAACAGUCCAAUAUCGACCUGGACGCAAAGAACCUGGAGAGAAUGACCCCACUUCACAGUGCUGCUAGGAUGGACAGAGAGAAAAUGAUGCACCUUCUUAUUGAGAGGGGAGCAAAUCUAGAAGCACUUGAUAAAGACGGAUCAACCCCUCUGAUCACGGCAGCUGGUUGGGGACAGAUGGCAGCAGUGAAGAUACUUCUGGAAUCAGGAGCUGAUGUCUACGCGCAAGAUAAACGAGAUAAAACAGCAAUAUUCCACGCGGUGGAGGAGAGUAGACCUAAGGUACUGAAGUUAUUGUUGGGCAGAAGAGGGAAACAGAACCUGGGGAACGAGAUUGACAAGUUCCAGAACACCCCGCUACAUUUAGCUUCUCAACUUGGCUUCCUCUCUUGUGUCAGAGUCCUUCUUGAGUUCGGCUUCUGUAGUGAUGCCCAGAAUGAAGAUGACAUGUGUCCGCUCCACCUUGCUGCACUACACGGACGAAUCCAGUGCGUCAAGGAGCUUGUCAAGUGGGAUCCAGCAAUUGUGAACGACGAGGACGAGAUUGCAAACACCCCUCUCCAUUACGCUGCUCAAGCUGGACACGUUAAAACUGUCAUCUUUCUUACUGAGGAAGCCGCUGAUGUAGACGCCAAAAAUCAGUUUGGCUGGACUCCAAUGGAUUGUGCAGCAGCGUGUGGCAUGACAAAGACCCUUGCUGCUCUCCUUGACGCAGGAGGUGAAGUUGACCCCAUCGACAAAGCAAAAACCACCCCUCUUCAUCUAGCUGCAAAGAACGGUCACGUGGACACGGUAGAGUUUCUUCUUGAUAACGAAGCUAACAUCAGACUCACUGAUGUUGAUGGGAACAACGCUCUGGAGUUGGCGACCAUGCAUACCAAGAAGGAGGUUGCGGAGACUAUUAUCGAGCACAAGAAAUGGUUCGCGUCGAUGGAUAACCGACACCCAAACGGUGACACCCCCAUGAAGAAGCUGAUCCGGAUGAUGCCUGACGUGGCAAUGCAAGUGUUCAACAAGUGUACUGAUGACAGUUGUAAUCCUGAGCACAUGACUAAUGAUCACAAAGAGUACCAGGUGGAGUUUGAUUACAGAUACUUAGAUGAAAUAGAAGAGGACGAUGAAUCCGCAGAAUUUGAGGACAGCAAGAGUCUUAUGUCAGAUACGACUAUUCUUCCAGACCAGCACAUCACUCACGACCAGAUGAAGCCUCAUCCUCUACAAGUCAUGGUGAAAGCUAAACGGAUUGAACUUCUUGACCAUCCGCUGGUUCAGUCUCUGAUCUAUAACAAAUGGGAGUGCUACGGGAAAUGGUUCUACUACUUCAACCUCACUGUUUACCUCAUCUACCUCGCUUCUCUCACCAUCUUUGCCUUGAACCAGAAACCACCCUAUAAUGCUGCUAACCCUGAUAACAUGACCAAAUUAAAAAAUGUUUUAGAUUGCGACGAUUCUGAAAAGGAGAGAGAAUCAAAUGGAGAAAUUAACUGUGUGACUUUAAAAUUUCAUAAGCAGUGGUUGAUCCAGAUAUUUGGUUUUAUAGUUCUGGGCACCUCAGCUAUUCGUCUGCUUCUGGAACUAGCUCAAUUCAUCGUUCAGAAGAUCAAAUACUUUUCUGUCAUGAAUGUUAUCGAAAUCAUACUGUUCGUUUCCUCCUUUUAUUUCUGUCACACAGUGAUAUUUGGACUGCGGAUCAUCGAAAGUGAGGCUCAGUGGCAAAUUGGUGUUUUCUCCGUUUUCAUCGCAUGGAUGAAUCUCAUAAUGUUUCUCAGAAAGUUCCCUAAAAUAGGAAUCUACAUAGUGAUGUUCGUGACUGUUCUGUUAACAUUCUUACAAAUCAUGAUAAUUCUUCUCAUAUUUAUUGUCGCCUUCGCGCUCUCCUUCAACAUGGUGCUGGACAAGUUCGACGCAUUUACCGAAGUGCUGCCUUCAAUAAUGAAGACAUUUGUUAUGAUGACCGGAGAGCUGGAGUAUGACGGUUACUAUGUUGACGUGCCCCUCUAUUACCCGGAAGCGAGCUACGCUCUCUUUAUUUGCUUCGUCAUUGUCGUCCCUAUCGUAUUCAUGAACCUAUUGGUCGGUUUAGCUGUAGAUGAUAUCAAAGAAGUGCAGCACAGAGCUGGUUUGGAGAGAAGUGUCAUGAAGAUUGAGCUCAUAUUUCAGGUAGAAAACCUUCUCCCACAGUUCUACCUCCGCAAGAUUAACCUAAAGAAAGCAAAAUAUUUUGUUAAUCAAGGUCGGAAAUUCCUCGGGGGUCUAUGUUGUGGAAUCACUAUCAAAGAUAUACCUUUUAACGGUGAAACCAUAAACGAAGCUCUUCAUCCAAACAAGACCGGUGUAGACGAAUUAAAGUCCACCACGGAGUCGCUUGAGAAGAGUGUUAGGAGGAUGAGAGUGCAAGUUGAUCAGCUAACCCAGCAAAACGGCCACAUAAUCAGGAUGUUGCACGUGCUCUCAGCUGGAACCAGCUCUACUGCUAGUGACGAUAUAAACGUGGACCAGGACCUUUACACUGAGAUCGGAUCCAGACCGAUGACAAGCAAGUCUCUGGACACAACCGCUCAAACUCUUGUUGCAGAGCACAAAGUAUUUGAUAGGUGGAACAGACAAUCGCAAACACACCAUUAACCAACUAAUUCUGCGAUCUGGUUGAAAUGCAAUAUUAUGAUUAUGAAGGUGCAGAAUUAUUAAUAAUAAUAUUAUGUCCUAGCCAUUCUCGUGUGUCACAUUAAACAUCAACGAUGAUAACUACAAAUGAAAACAUUUAUCCGGGACGGCGUGACUGUUAUGCUGGUGAUAAUUCACCGUCACGUGGACUGUUACUGGUAUUAUAUUAGUUAUAUUAGUGACAGUGUUACUGUAAGUGUAGUGUUACCUGGUACACCCGGCACACCAGUCCCUGUGCGCGGCGCUCUUUUCAAGCUUCUUAUAAAUAGUCGACGGAUCAACAUUUGUUUGCCUUUAAUUUUUGCAAAUAAUUAAGGUGAGAAUUCUGCCCAAAUGUAAUUUGUUAGACACAUUUUGAGAACCUAAAUUAUAAAUUAUAAAUAUUUACCUGGUUUAAUACCCAAAAAGACAGUCUUGAGUCUGCCAACCAUCCAGAGCCAGCACAAGGAGACCAUCCAAAACAGUAGCGAUAUUGCAGCAGUACCAGAGGGAAAGAAAGGGAAUUGUAUGUGGGAUCAUCUAUCAGGUAGUUUUGCUGGAACAGCACACCGGUAAUUACACCAACUAUCAGGAGAAUUAGACCACCUGCUUCUGUGUGCAGGAAAAAAGUUAAUUGGGUUGAACAUGUGCCUAUUUAACUUCAAGCAUUCAACAGAGCUCAUGUGACCAACUUAGCUGCCUAUUUUAGCUAUUUUGAAAGAAACUUACUGGCUCUUUUAUGGUUAAGGUAAACGAAGCAGGCCAACAAACCGACGACACUCUGUAUUGUAAAUAGAGCUGCAGUGUUAAUGAAACAAUCCUGGUCCGGACAGGCGAAGUGAGAAUAAGAUAGGGACCACGUGGCGGUCACGAUUAGUAAACCUCUUGAUGCUGCAGAGAAGUUAGGAAAAUGAGUGGUGUAUUUUAAGAAAAGAAGAUUGAUACAUGUUAUUUAUGAUUUAUUAAACUCUGAAAAUUGAAGUCUACUGAGAUCGAGACAGAGAAUGUAAAUGAAUUUAUUAAAAUGCUUAGUGUACAAAACAUCAUAGAUUAAAAUUUAAAUAUCUGGUGGUAGAACUAGAAUAAUAGCACCAAUAAAGAACUCACCGCAAGUAGAAGCACAGAUGCUUGGUGCUUGGACCACUUAACACAGCUUUUACCAGAGCGUAUGUGUUGAGACACAUAGCAAAGAUGAUUGCUGCCGAGGAAAGGUAGACAGGCGGGAAACCAGUCACACUGAACUUUAUCUCAGCUAGGUAUUGGUAAACUACCGCGAUAGCUCCUGCGACUGAAAUUUAGUAUUUCAAUUUCAUAUGUUUAUAAUUACUGGGCGGCGCUCAGCCUGCCAUUCCACCGCAGCUUCAAUGUUUACGACCAUUAUUAGCCUGGGUACCCACUCCCCGGCCAGGUAAGUUUAUCAAAGCACAAAAUCGCGUAAAGAAGCACCCUCUAACUAAACACUCUUUGUUUAAAAAUAAUUUAAAAGCAAUUGGGAUUUUAUUUGAUUUAUAGUACUAUACAGAAAAGACUGGUUACCAAGGCACUGCCGACUGGAUUGAAGUAUUGGUUCCAUUAGGACUAAGUAGUGAGUACUGACAACUGAUUAGUGAGUACUGACAACUGAUUAGUGAGUACUGACAACUGAGUACUUGAUGUAAUGCAAACGAGUUUAAAAUUAAAUUUAAAAGAGCCUAGAUAGCUGAAUAAAACAUAAGACAAUAGAUAAGAUAAGGACAUUUAAAAGGUUAGUUACGAUGAUGCGUAACCAUUUUGUAUAUUUCUUGCUGAUUCUGUUUUUAAAACUUAUUAUUAACCACUCAUUUAAUUUUUGAAAAUCUGUCAGACAUGAUUAGUUAUAGUAAUAGUAACAUAUGGCAAUUUUAUGUAUCAGUAUUUCUUGGUUUUUUGGUAUUUCUUGGUAUUUCUUGG